Messenger RNA from Chiloscyllium plagiosum (whitespotted bambooshark), 1153 nucleotides. RefSeq names its product leucine rich repeat containing 20 (gene lrrc20). Gene Ontology annotation, molecular function: protein binding. Lineage: Eukaryota; Metazoa; Chordata; Chondrichthyes; Orectolobiformes; Hemiscylliidae. The record is from RefSeq and is a predicted model, not a curated record. Gene Ontology annotation, cellular component: cytoplasm.
UUUGUCCUGUAAACCAACGACUUGUUGCUGAGAUACAUCAGCUGUGUAACACAGUAUCAUGUCAUUUCAGUCGGACAGGCUACUCUGCAUUGAUACACUUCACUGGUUUAACAAUCCAGCCCCUAAUUUCAUUUCGACCUCGAACCGUUUUGCUGCUCCUUUGGAGUGCUGCAGAGGCGAUGGCGAAAGAUGCAGCAAGAGUGGCUCGGAUUGUCAAUGAGACAGUGGAGGAAGGCAGAAACUCUUUAGAUCUGUCAAACUGCAAACUAACCACUUUUCCAGUUGCACUCUUCAAAGUCAUGAAGGAUGUUGUGGCAAACAUUCACGUCGUUUCACUGGAAAACAAUGAACUGAAAUUUAUCUCUGGUGAAUUUAUGACCAACUUUAACCAGCUCCGCGAGUUAAACCUUGCAGGAAAUUACCUCAACCACCUUCCUGAUGAAGUUAAAUCUUUGACACACUUGACAAGUAUUAACCUGGCAAGGAACAAAUUCUCAGUUUUUCCACACCAACUAACUGAACUGACAACACUGGAAAUGAUUAACCUGGAGGAGAAUCAGAUUGCUGAGAUACCAGUUGACAGUCUUGCCUCAAUGCCCUCCCUCAAGUCGCUGAAUAUGAAAUCCAACCCUUUGAGCAGUGAUAGCCAGAGGACUCAGCAGAGUGUGUUGACGUUUGAAUUACUCACAAGAGAUGAAUAAAUAGUUGUGGAAUAGAGAAUGAAGUGAACAAUACCACUGGCUCAAGGAUUUGGUCCCUGGAAAAUGGGAUAGUGACUGGCAAAAUAUGGCAUUUUACCAGAAAAUAUAGCUGUGCCAAUCCGGAAAUCUAACUGCCUUCAAUGAUUGAUUGAUUUGUUUGAACCAUCCAAUAUAAAUUGAGUGGUGGUUGCACUUAAGUCUUCUGGAGCCUUUAUUUAUUUAUUUGUGACAGCUUUGGUUUUUCAGAUAAAGCAAUUAAAAUUCUGCAUUCGCAGUUCUUUCAGUUUUUAUUUAAAAUUUCUGUUCUAUUCUGAUUUACAAGAAUUUGAUCAGAAAUUAUUUGACCUUUUGAACUAACUAUAGUGAAAAGAAUCUACAGACAAAAAUAGAAAUUGCUGGAAAACCUCAGCAGGUCUGGCAGCAUCUGUGGAGAGAAAUCAGAGUUAAAGUUU